This is a messenger RNA of Chaetomium fimeti, 1353 nucleotides long. Its product is annotated as chaperonin 10-like protein. Gene Ontology annotation, molecular function: oxidoreductase activity; zinc ion binding. Lineage: Eukaryota; Fungi; Ascomycota; Sordariomycetes; Sordariales; Chaetomiaceae. The transcript is spliced from 5 exons. Bases 1 to 1353 code for a protein of 450 amino acids. The record is from RefSeq and is a predicted model, not a curated record.
AUGACAUCACAGGCAGCCUAUGUGGUCGAGAAGGCCGUUGGCCACGAAAAAGAGAACAUUAAGCAGGAUGUCGCCAACUACGAAGGGAUUGGCGACCCAAAUGAGAGGAUGAAGGCGCUGGUAUGGCAGGGCAAACAAAAGGUCGAAGUUGUCGAGGUUGCGAGGCCCCGAAUCCUCGAGGACAAGGACGCGAUUUUAAAGGUCACCGGAACCACUGUCUGCGGGAGUGACCUACACUUGCUUCACGGCUCUGUCAUCCAGAUGAAUAAAGGUGACAUCCUCGGACACGAGUUCUGCGGCAUUGUCGACCAGGUCGGGCCAGGAGUGAAGAACGUCAAGGUCGGGAAGCGAUAUGUCGCCGCCUUCCAGAUUACAUGUGGAGAGUGCUUUUAUUGCAAGCAGAAACUCUCCUCGCAGUGUGAGAAGACCAACUCCAACAGAACCGCCAAAGCCAUGUACGGCUCCCAAUCGGCGGGCUUCUUUGGUUACUCCCAUUUCACCGGAGGCUUCGCCGGCGGGCAGGCCGAGUACGUACGAGUACCGAUCGCGGAUGCCAACCUGUUAGAGAUACCUGACGGUGUCCCCGAUGAGAAGGCCCUUUACCUAUCUGAUGUCCUGCCAACCGCCUACAACGCCGUCAAGGACACUGCAGUCUAUCCCGAAGACCAAGUAGCCAUAUUUGGUGCCGGACCCAUCGGCCAAAUGGCCGGCGUCUUUGCUCUAGGCGAGGGUGCCAGCAAGGUCAUUUUCGUUGAUACGGAACCCCGACUCUCUGCCAUCUCGGGACGCUGGCCGGCGGAGCACAAGGACAAGCUCGAGGUGAUCGACUACAAAAAGCUCAGCUUCGGAGUCACGAACAAGGAGACGGUGGUCAGCAAGCUCAAAGAGAUGUGCGGCGGACGCGGACCGGAUGUAGCCAUCGAGUGCGUAGCCGGCGAGUACGCCAAGGGGUGGAUGCACUGGCUGGAGAUGUCGCUUGGUGCCGAGACGGAUACCAGCGAGAUCCUCAAUGAAAUGAUUGAGGGUGUAAGGAAUUACGGCCGGGCUGGAGUCACGGGGGUGUAUGUCGGAUACACGAACCACUUCAACGUGGGGUCCUUGAUGCAGCGCGGCAUUCGUCUUAUCGGUAACGGACAGGCCCCUGUCAUGAAAUACUGGGAAGGGCUGCUGUCAAAGAUCCAACAAGGCGAUCUGGACCCGACCCAGAUGCUCUCGCACCGCUUCCGCAUUGAUGACAUCGACAAGGUCUAUUACAAGUUCGACUCUAAGGAGGAUAAUAUCCAGAAGGUCUUUGUGGAAACCAGAUUCUCCUUCCCGCGGGCCGAGGGCACGCCGGAGCUGACGACUCUGUGA